Messenger RNA from Myotis lucifugus (little brown bat), 1332 nucleotides. Its product is annotated as bone morphogenetic protein 8B-like. Gene Ontology annotation, biological process: SMAD protein signal transduction. The annotation marks the transcript as partial. Lineage: Eukaryota; Metazoa; Chordata; Mammalia; Chiroptera; Vespertilionidae. Gene Ontology annotation, cellular component: extracellular region. Gene Ontology annotation, molecular function: cytokine activity. The record is from RefSeq and is a predicted model, not a curated record. The transcript is spliced from 3 exons.
AGUCCGUUAAAGUGAACAAGGUGCUCUUGACCCAGCAAGGGGAGGAGGCCGCACGGCGUGGUGCCCACGUGGAGCUGGCAGUGGAGCUCGACCGCUCCCUGGGCCACCAGGAGCCCCCCUGGAAGGAGUUCCGCUUUGACCUGACCCAGAUCCCGGCGGGGGAGGCGGUCACAGCUGCCGAGUUCCGGAUUUACAAGCUGCCCAGCACCCACCUGCUCAACAGGACCCUCCACGUCAGCAUGUUCGAGGUGGUCAGAGAGCGGGCCAACAGGGAGUCUGACUUGUUCUUUUUGGAUCUUCAGACGCUCCGAGCUGAGGACGAGGGCUGGCUGGUGCUGGACGUGACAGCAGCCAGUGACCACGGGUUGUUGAACCGUAGCAGGGACCUGGGACUCCGCCUCUACGUGGAAACAGAGGACGGUAAGGCCGGGGGCAGGCAGCGAACCUCCUCCCGGGCUCUGGUCAGGGGUCCGGGUUGCACCCCAGCUCUGCAGCUUUCUGACUGGGACUUUGGCAGGUUACUUACCCUCCAAGCCUUCGUUCUCUCGCCUGUGGAAGGAGGAUUCAGGCCUUCAUCCAUCCACCAGGUGUUUAGGGGCGGAGCCUCCUGUAUCCCAGGCAGUGGGCAUAGAAAGCCGAAGGUGGGCCCGGAUCCUGUGUGACUACAUCAGGGGGCCGCAGGGCUGGAGCAGAGGGUCAGGGGGAGGUCGGAGGGAGAGGAGCUGAGAGGCAGGCAGCGGCAUGCGGAGUCAGGGUGAGCCAGCGGAAGGGGUGGAGUUUUUAGGGAGCUUCUUGAAUUGCACAGCAGUGGAGGGCGGCAGGGUCUGAGUUAGCUUUUCAUAGAAGAGCCCUCACGGAGGUGUGGCGUCACUCCCAUCUCUAGUGUGGGCAGCCCUCGGUGACUGGCUUCCCCCGGACAGUGUGCAGGGGGAGGGGAGGGGACUGGACGGUGGGAAAGCUGACCAGCACCACCUCAGCCAGGCGACCAAGGUUCCCAUGGACACUCACUGGGCUCUGUGUACCCUGGAUGGGGGUGGGAGGCUCUUCUCCUCGGGGGUCUCCUCCCCAAACCCACGGCCCCGUGUCGCCAUGAGAAAAACAUCAGACCGACCCAAUUGAAGGGCAGCCUGCAGAAUGCCCGACCGGCAAGGCCAUCAACAACGGGGCCGGCUGAGAACUGCACAGCCCAGAGGCGUUGCCAUGACUCCGUGCCCUUGGGGUCCUGGAUGGGUUCCUGGAGAGGAAAGAGACCUGGGGAAACGAAUGAAAUCGGAAUAAAUCGUGCUGUUGAGUUAAGAAGGUAUCAAUACCGGCUCAGUUGUGACAAAUGCA